Molecule: messenger RNA, 4435 nt
Organism: Lagenorhynchus albirostris (white-beaked dolphin)
Lineage: Eukaryota; Metazoa; Chordata; Mammalia; Artiodactyla; Delphinidae
Product: zinc finger protein 14 homolog
Exons: 7
Coding region: 850-4233 (1127 amino acids)
Biological process (GO): negative regulation of transcription by RNA polymerase II
Molecular function (GO): DNA-binding transcription repressor activity, RNA polymerase II-specific
Source: RefSeq, a predicted model, not a curated record
CGAUUCCUCCCCCUUCAACCUCCCCAAUAUCUUUGCAGGUUCCUGGUUUCCUCCCCUUUGUCCUCCCUGACUAGAUUUGGGUCUCAGAAGCUCAGGUCCCCUCUGCACUGAGGAACCCACAAACCAAACUCAUGCCCGAAAAGCCAAAACGGCGACCCAGGAUGCCUGCGCACUCCUUGGGCGCAGUGACACUCCCAGAAGUCUCCGGGGUGUGACCAAGCGCAGGCUGUGAAGAAUCAAGACGAAUUUCAAACGACCCAUCCACCGCUUUUCCUGCUCCCUAACUACAUUUCCCAUAAGGCUCGCCUGUGCAAAUUAUCUCCCUUUGCGGACUAGUUCUUUUCUUCCAGAGCCUGUUCAACUCCAGGGGAUAGUAGGGCGGGUCCGGAAAGUCCAUUUUCAAACGCUUCAGAGUGAGCUUCUUUGGGAGUCACGGCCCGAGGCUGAGCCAGGCUCCGUGAGGCCUCCGAUGCGCGGUUUGAUGACGGAAUGCAAUCCUUUCGGCUGGGUCGCAGCUGAGCUCUGACAGGAAUCCGGGCGGCCGGCGGUCAUCUUGCUCACCACUGGGACGUCUCUGACUACACUUCCCAGAGGACUUAUCGGCAAGAACGUUAUUCUCGCUUGAAUUCAGCCUCAUAGUCACGCGCUGGCGGGACCCUCAGGUCUGCACGGGUGACUGUUCCAGUCCUGUGGAAGGUUGUGCUGCUUUGGAAGCUUGGAAGACCUGAAGGGCGGAACCAGAGGAGAGGGCGGGACAGGAGCCUCGGCUUUGUACCGCUGAGGGGCUCUGCCUUUUUCCAGAAGAGGAACCCAGAGGAAGACUGGUCCUUUUCUGCAAAUAUCAAAGCCAUGGCUCAGGAGUCAGUGAUGUUCAGUGAUGUGUCCAUAGACUUCUCUCAGGAGGAGUGGGAGUACCUGAAUGAUGAUCAGAGAGAUUUAUACAGAGAGGUGAUGUUGGAGAAUUACAGCAACCUGGUUUCAAUGGGACAUUCUAUUUCUAAACCAGAUGUGAUCUCCUUCUUGGAGCAAGGGAAGGAACCCUGGUUGGUUGACAGAGAACUAACAAGAGACCAGUGGCCAGUCCUGGAGUCAAGAUGUGAGACCAAGAAAUUAUUUCUGAAGAAGGAAAUUUAUGAAAUAGAGUCAGCCCAGUGGGAGAUAAUGGAAAGACUUACAAGACAUGACCUUCAGUGCUCUAGUUUCAGAGAUGAUUGGGAAUGUAAUGGCCAGUUUGAGAAACAACAUGGCUCUCAGGAGGGACAUUUCAGUCAACUGAUAUUCACCCAUGAAGGCAUGCCCACUUUUAGUCAACAUCCAUCCUUUACAUUACAGCAAAUCAUUAGUAAUAAAGAGAAAUACUGUGCAACUAAGGAAUAUAGGAAAACCUUUAGACAUGACUCACAGCUUACCACCCAUCAGAUAAUUCAUACUGUUGAGAAACCCUAUGAAUGUAAGGAAUGUGGAAAGGCCUUUAGACAUCCCUCAAGACUCAGUCAUCAUCAGAAAAUUCAUACUGGCAAGAAACCCUUUGAAUGUAAGGAAUGUGGAAAAACCUUUAUUUGUGGCUCAGACCUUACUCGACAUCACCGAAUUCACACUGGUGAGAAACCCUAUGAAUGUAAGGAAUGUGGAAAGGCCUUUAGUAGUGGCUCCAACUUCACUCGACAUCAGAGAAUUCACACUGGUGAAAAGCCCUAUGAAUGUAAAGAAUGUGGGAAGGCCUUUAGUAGUGGCUCAAACUUUACUCAACAUCAGAGAAUUCAUACAGGGGAGAAACCCUAUGAAUGUAAGGAAUGUGGCAAUGCCUUUAGUCAGAGCUCACAACUUAUUAAACAUCAGAGAAUCCACACAGGUGAGAAACCCUAUGAAUGUAAGGAAUGUGAAAAGGCUUUUCGUUCUGGUUCAGACCUUACUCGACAUCAGAGAAUUCAUACUGGUGAGAAGCCCUAUGAAUGUAAGAUAUGUGGGAAAGCCUAUUCUCAGAGUUCACAACUUAUUAGUCAUCAUAGAAUUCAUACUAGUGAGAAACCCUAUGAAUAUAGGGAAUGUGGGAAGACCUUUAAUUAUGACUCACAGCUGAUUCAACAUCAAAAUUUAAUUCAUACUGGUGAGAAACCUUAUGAAUGUAAGGAGUGUGGGAUGGCCUUUAGACAGACGGCACAUCUUACUCGACAUCAGAGACUUCAUUCUGGUGAAAAACUCUAUGAAUGUAAGGAAUGUGGAGAAUCUUUCAUAUGUGGCCCAGACCUUAGAGUACAUCAAAAAAUUCAUAUUGGUGAGAAACCCUAUGAAUGUAAAGAAUGUGGGAAAGCCUUCAGAGUUCGUGGACAACUUACUCUACAUCAGAGGAUUCAUACUGGUGAGAAACCCUAUGUAUGUACAGAAUGUGGGAAGGCCUUUAGACAGUAUGCACACCUUACUCGACAUCAGAAGCUUAAUAUUGCUGACAAACUCUAUGAAUGUAAAGAAUGUGGGAAGGCCUUUUUGUGUGGCUCUGGCCUUAGGGUACAUCACAAACUUCAUACGGGUGAGAAACCCUAUGAAUGUAAAGAAUGUGGGAAGGCCUUUAGAGUACGACAGCAACUGACACUCCACCAGAGAAUUCAUACUGGUGAGAAACCCUAUGAAUGUAAGGAAUGUGGAAAGACUUUUAGUCGUGGUUAUCAUCUUAUUCUACAUCACAGAAUUCAUACUGGUGAGAAACCUUAUGAAUGUAAGGAAUGCUGGAAGGCCUUUAGUCGUUACUCACAACUUAUUUCACACCAGAGUAUUCAUAUUGGUGUUAAACCCUAUGACUGUAAGGAAUGUGGUAAGGCCUUUAGACUACUCUCACAACUUACACAACAUCAGAGUAUUCAUAUUGGUGAGAAACCGUAUAAAUGUAAGGAAUGCGGGAAGGCCUUUAGAUUGCGCCAAAAACUUACUCUACAUCAGAGCAUUCAUACUGGUGAAAAACCCUUUGAAUGUAAGGAAUGUAGGAAGGCCUUUAGGCUUAAUUCAUCUCUUAUUCAGCAUCUGAGAAUUCAUUCUGGUGAGAAACCCUAUGAAUGUAAGGAAUGUAAGAAGGCCUUUAGACAACAUUCACACCUUACCCAUCAUCUGAAAAUUCAUAAUUAUCAGAGAAUUCAUAACGGAGAAAAGUUAUAUGAAUGUAAGGAAUGUAGGAAGACCUUUAUUCGUCGCUCAACACUUAGUCAACACCUGAGAAUUCAUACUGGUGAAAAACCUUACAAAUGUAAAGAAUGUGGGCAGGCCUUUAGACAGCGUGCACACCUUAUUAGACAUCACAAACUUCAUACUGGUGAGAAACCCUAUGAAUGUAAGGAAUGUGGGAAGGCCUUUACAGUCCUCCAAGAACUUACUCAACAUCAGAGACUUCAUACUGGUGAAAAGCCCUAUGAAUGUAAGGAAUGUGGGAAGGCCUUUAGAGUACAUCAGCAGCUUGCUCGACAUCAGAGAAUUCACACUGGUGAGAAGCCCUAUGAAUGUAAGGCAUGUGGGAAGACUUUUAGGCAGUGUACACACCUUACUCGACAUCAGAGACUUCAUACUUCUGAGAAGCUCUAUGAAUGUAAGGAAUGUGGGAAGGCCUUCGUAUGUGGUCCAGACCUUAGAAUACAUCAGAAAAUUCAUUUUGGGGAGAAACCUUAUGAAUGUAAGGAGUGUGGAAAGGCUUUUAGAAUAUGCCAACAGCUUACUGUCCAUCAGAGUAUUCAUACUGGUGAGAAACCCUAUGAAUGUAAAGAGUGUGGGAAGACUUUUAGAUUAAGGCAACAACUUGUUCGCCAUCAGAGAAUUCAUACUCGUGAGAAACCCUAUGAAUGUAUGGAAUGUUGGAAGACCUUUAGUAGUUACUCACAACUUAUUUCCCAUCAGAGCAUUCAUAUUGGUGAGAGACCUUAUGAAUGUGAAGAAUGUGGGAAGGCCUUUAGACUACUCUCACAACUUACUCAACAUCAGAGUAUUCAUACUGGUGAGAAACCUUAUGAAUGUAAGGAAUGUAGAAAGCCUUUUAGAUUGUUCUCACAACUUACUCAACAUCAGAGUAUUCAUACUGGAGAGAAACCUUAUGAAUGUAAGGAAUGUGGUAAAGCUUUUAGACUUUAUUCUUUUCUUACUCAACACCAGAGAAUUCAUACUGGUGAGAAACCCUACAAAUGUAAGGAAUGUAAGAAGGCCUUUAGACAACAUUCACACCUUACUCAGCAUCAGAAAAUUCAUAAUGGAAUUUAAUACAAGAAGGCUUUCAAAUGUACAUGUUACAGAACAUCAGAAAAUUCAUUUUUGAGAAAAUUUGUUUCAUGCUCAUAACUAAGCAUUAAAAAGUUUAUAUUUCAGAAAAAAUUGUUGCUUUAAAACCUUCCACCACCAUUCAGACAUUGUAUAUCUUCAGCAAAUUUAUAUGAGGAAAUAAUAUAAUGAAUGCAGGAAAAUC